Rotaria sp. Silwood2 is the source of this 549-nucleotide messenger RNA. NCBI's taxonomy places the organism in Eukaryota, Metazoa, Rotifera, Eurotatoria, Philodinida, Philodinidae. The record is from the annotation of a GenBank genome assembly.
AUGGCUAUGCAUCUCUAUCGUGACCAAUUUGGUUUACGUCCAACAAGUGCAAGAGCAACAGUUCCUAAUAAUGAUUUAGCUCGACUUAUGUAUUAUCUCAAUUGCGUAUUCAGUGCUAUCGAAUACGAAGAUCAAGAUGUACGACGAUAUCGUAACUAUCACAAUUGGUCAUUGCUUAGUGAUGCUGAACAGAGAAUGGUAUUAGUACUUGCUUUGGCUCUUAGUCCUGAUGAAUUCAAUGGUAAAAUCUUUUUUCAUUCAGAUGAACUUUGCGGUGAUAGUGGUAACAAAUUUUAUGAAUUCAGUCAAGUUCGUCAUCAAUUUUUGGCUGUUCAAUCGAUUUUCGUUGCUGGACAAACACGUCAUGUCAAACAAAUUAUGACAUAUAAAAUGUCUUGGAUACAAUAUUACUAUGUUGAACCAGUGAAACGACUUGCUUAUUAUUUCAAUCAACAACGAGAACGGCAAAUAGCUGCAGCACGAGCUAGAUCUGCCCGAGCAACCUAUACGUAUCAGAAUUCGCCAAGCAAUGUUUGCGUCAUUUCAUAA